This is a messenger RNA of Arabis nemorensis, 432 nucleotides long. The record is from the annotation of a GenBank genome assembly. Lineage: Eukaryota; Viridiplantae; Streptophyta; Magnoliopsida; Brassicales; Brassicaceae.
AUGACGGUGGGACAUAAGAAGUGUUCAUGUGGUGUCUUUUAUAUUGAGAAGAUACCUUGCUCCCAUGCGAUUGCGGCGUUGAUAUCAGCUGGUCAACAAGUGUCUACUGCUGUCUGCCCGUCCUUUGCGAAGGAUUAUUUGUAUCCGGCAUACUCGCAAAACAUUUAUCCCCUCAAUGACGCCUUAAAAGGACGUGAAGCAGUGCCAUGUCUCCCUCCUUACAUUAAGCCUCGUCCUGGUAGAAAAAAGAAGUCGAGGUGGCAAAUUUGGCUAGAAAUCGUACGGAUGAAAGGCACAAAACAGGGAAGAUUCACAAUCAAUACAACUGUUCAAAAUGCAAGCAAGGAGGACAUACAAUGCCGAAUUGUGUUACUUAAUACCAUAUACUCCCUGCCCAUCUGCCGGAGAAGUCUACACGUGAAAUCUGUCUGA